ACAUUACGUCAGCUUCAUAACGACAUGCAGUGGUGGUUUCGGGCAUCAAAUCACGAUGUCAAGAUAGUCAUUCUUACGAAAUUCGACCACCGACAACAUUAUAUUUUGGUUGAGAAGUGGGAGGAAGAAAUCUCGUAUCCGCAAGGAGCGAUCACACGGAGUCAGGCUGCUGCUAUAUCACAGCAAAACGUUCUUGAGCCUGUAAAACGGCAGUCAAUUACCAUUUCGCGUGAUGAGACGACAAAUCCGGUAUCGUAUAAUAUCAUUAAUAGGGGGGCAUUGGUA
This is a messenger RNA of Thermothelomyces thermophilus ATCC 42464, 285 nucleotides long. RefSeq lists its product as uncharacterized. Lineage: Eukaryota; Fungi; Ascomycota; Sordariomycetes; Sordariales; Chaetomiaceae. The record is from RefSeq and is a predicted model, not a curated record. The annotation marks the transcript as partial. The transcript has a single exon.